This is a messenger RNA of Tarenaya hassleriana, 1236 nucleotides long. RefSeq lists its product as uncharacterized. Bases 1 to 1236 code for a protein of 411 amino acids. The record is from RefSeq and is a predicted model, not a curated record. The transcript has 3 exons. Lineage: Eukaryota; Viridiplantae; Streptophyta; Magnoliopsida; Brassicales; Cleomaceae.
AUGCACAUUCCCAAGUAUGGAGGAUCGCUGGAUCACGAGGCUGCAGAAGAAUGGAUGACGUGCAUCACACGAGAUCUGGAGUAUGUUCAGUGUCCCCUACGUUAUCGAGCGCUACUAGUGAGCCAUCACUUAUCCGGGCAAGCUCGACAUUGGUGGGAGAAGGUGGUACAGGAGAUGCCGGAAGGACAUCGUUUCACCUGGGAGGAAUUCAAGGAGGAAUUUGAGAGGAAGUACUACCGUCGACAGAAUCAAGAACGUCACCUCUCUGAUUUCCUAAACCUGCAGCAAGGGAACAUGACUGUGAGGGAGUACGAAGCUAAAUUCGUACGCAAGCUUAAGCAUUCGGCGCAUCUGAUGGAGAAAGCUGAGGAAGCGGAAAAGGAGGACAGAGCCAGCAGGGCCCGUGACCGAAGCCAUCCUAGACGCCAUCCCCACCGUCCGUCGGGGAGAACUAGUCAGACUGGCCAGAGUAGCCGAGUGCAAGACAAGGGUAAGGCGCCAGUCACCCAGGCAUUACCUCCGCCACCUCGGAGAGGGCUACCUGUUUGCUAUCGGUGCCAGCAGCCAGAACACUUUGCGGCAUAUUGCACGGUGAGACCCGCAGAGCUGCAAGCGCGAGUGGCUAUACCACCGAGACCUCUGGCUGAAACUGGAGUGGCCCCGAGGGUUUAUGCCCUAGAAGCGGAUUUUGUGAGCGCAACUAUAGUGGAGAGAACCGAUGUAGGAAAGGUCAAUCUGAUGAGCAACUUAACAGUGCGUAUACCGGCUAGAGAAACCCUUACGGUUCGAGGGACUUUGCGUAGCGUACCCCUUGACAUAUGCGGCCGACUAAUGCCAGCAGACCUUAUUGUGGUACCCAUAGGAGUCUAUGAUCUCAUACUGGGUAUGGACUGGUUAACGAAAUACCAGGCUUAUAUCGACUGCCCCCGGAGGACGAUCUGGUUUCAAGAAGAUUCUGGAGGUUUUGAAUUUAAGGGAAGGGGAGCACCAUCGACGGACCCGAUUAUCUCGGCGUUGAAAGCCGAAAAGAUGAUCAGGAAGGGAAACGAUGCGUUCUUAGUAGUUAUCACGACUACUAAGGAACUGGAGAAGAAAUUAGAGGACACACCUGUUGCUCGGGAAUUUCCAGAUGUAUUUCCGGAUGAAUUACGGGAAUACCGCCAAAGAGGGAGGUGGAUUUCAGCAUUGAUGUAUUACCGGGCACAGAACCGAUCACUAAGACUUCGUACCGGAUGA